Messenger RNA from Diatraea saccharalis (sugarcane borer), 1340 nucleotides. NCBI's taxonomy places the organism in Eukaryota, Metazoa, Arthropoda, Insecta, Lepidoptera, Crambidae. The record is from the annotation of a GenBank genome assembly.
AGAUUGAUCAGUUUGUGGAUGUGUCAAGCAGUUUCAAGAGAGUGAAAAUCUAAGGAAUUUUAACAUAUUUUGGUAAAAAAAUAUAGUGGAAAUGGCUUCUGUGGAAGAACUGCAGCGGAAGGUGCGUGAGUUGGAGGUGAAACUCGCUGCUGCUCAGGGUACAACAGGCCCCGUGAGGCAGAAAAUAGAUGUAAUGUCGUCUGAAGUAGUCGAUUCUAAUCCCUACAGUCGUUUGAUGGCUCUCAAGAGGAUGGGUAUAGUUGAUAAUUAUGAGAAGAUUCGUGAGCUUUCUGUGGCAGUAGUUGGUGUUGGUGGAGUGGGCAGUGUUACUGCUGAAAUGUUGACACGGUGUGGAAUUGGAAAGCUCAUCCUAUUUGACUAUGACAAAGUAGAAUUGGCUAAUAUGAAUAGGCUGUUUUUUCAACCACACCAAGCCGGUUUAAGUAAAGUGGAUGCAGCAGCUGCUACUCUGCAGAAUAUUAAUCCAGAUGUGACUAUAGAUGCAUACAACUACAAUAUUACUACUGUUGAAAACUUCCAAAAGUUUUGUGAUACUAUUAGAACUGGUAGUCUAACAGGAGGGUCAGUGGAUCUGGUUCUGAGUUGUGUAGAUAACUUUGAAGCACGAAUGGCCAUAAACACAGCUUGUAAUGAGCUCAAUCAAAAGUGGUUUGAAUCUGGUGUAAGUGAAAAUGCUGUGUCUGGACAUAUACAAUUUAUUGUACCCGGAGAAACUGCAUGUUUUGCUUGUGCACCACCUCUUGUAGUAGCAUCUAAGAUAGAUGAAAAGACACUGAAAAGGGAAGGAGUCUGUGCGGCCAGCUUGCCUACUACCAUGGGCAUUGUGGCUGGGUUUUUAGUUCAAAAUACAUUGAAGUACCUUCUAGGAUUUGGUACUGUUACUCAUUACUUAGGAUAUAGUGCAUUAACAGAUUUCUUCCCAACAAUGGGUUUGAAGCCCAAUCCUCAAUGUGAUGAUAAUUAUUGCCGUAUUCGACAAAAAGAGGUACAAGCUAGACCACCAGUAGUGGAGUUGGCUACUGAAGUUACAGAAGAUGAUUCACCUGUGCACGCAGACAAUGAAUGGGGUAUCAGUUUAGUUGACGAAAACGUACCCGAAGAAGAACCCACUAAUUUGAACCUCGUUGACGGUGUUCAGUUGGCGUAUAGUGUUCCCGUAGACAAUGAAACGCCAGAAUCGAGUACAGGUGGAGCUGUUGCUGCAUCUGAACUUUCACUGGAGGAACUCAUGAAGCAAAUGAAGUCUAUGUAAACAUAUCAGGCGAACAUAUAUAGACUGCCAUGCCAUAAAUGUUUUAAGUUCUAUUUUCUUGCAUUUU